This is a messenger RNA of Salvelinus sp. IW2-2015, 790 nucleotides long. Its product is annotated as neuromedin-K receptor. Gene Ontology annotation, biological process: positive regulation of flagellated sperm motility; G protein-coupled receptor signaling pathway. The record is from RefSeq and is a predicted model, not a curated record. Gene Ontology annotation, molecular function: tachykinin receptor activity. Lineage: Eukaryota; Metazoa; Chordata; Actinopteri; Salmoniformes; Salmonidae. Gene Ontology annotation, cellular component: plasma membrane; sperm midpiece.
UUAGCGCACAAGAGGAUGCGGACCGUGACAAACUACUUUUUACUCAACUUGGCUUUCUCUGACGCCUUAAUGGCCGCGUUCAACACGUUGAUUAAUUUCAUAUACGCUGCUCACGGCAAUUGGUACUUUGGAGAAUCCUACUGCAAGUUCCACAACUUUUUCCCCGUCACAGCAGUGUUUUCAAGCAUCUAUUCAAUGUGCGCAAUAGCAGUCGACAGGUACAUGGCCAUCAUCCACCCGCUGAAGCCCCGGCUGUCGGCCACAGCCACCAAGGUGGUGAUCGUGUGUAUCUGGGCGCUGGCCGUGGUGCUGGCCUUCCCCCUCUGCUUCAACUCCACCAUCCGCAUCCUGCCCCGCCGGACCAUAUGCUACGUGGCCUGGCCCCGGCCCUCGGAUGACUCCUUCAUGUAUCAUAUCAUUGUGACUGUGCUGGUGUAUGUGCUGCCCCUAGUGGUGAUGGGUAUCACCUACACCAUUGUGGGGGUGACGCUGUGGGGAGGAGAGAUCCCGGGGGAAGCAUCAGACAACUACCACAGCCAGCUCACAGCCAAGAGGAAGGUGGUGAAGAUGAUGACACUCAUCGUGGUGGUGACCUUCGCCCUCUGCUGGCUGCCGUACCACGUCUACUUCAUCGUGACGGGCCUCAACAAGGCUCUGAUGAGGUGGAAGUCCAUCCAGCAGGUCUACCUGUCAGUGCUGUGGCUGGCCAUGAGCUCCACCAUGUACAACCCCAUCAUCUACUGCUGCCUCAACAGCAGGUAGGAUCCAGCACCUGAGUGCUGUUCAGUAG